UUUAGAGUGGUAGUGGAGCGCGGGAGUCCAGCGGGUCGGAGACCCCCGGCGUCCUCAGCAGCGACCAUGGACUCUCUGGCCGAUCCUCGGUGGCCUCCAGGCCUGGCAGUCAUGAAGAAAAUAGAUGAUUUGCUGCGGUGUGGAAUCUGCUUUGAAUAUUUCAACAUUGCAAUGAUCAUUCCUCAGUGUUCACAUAACUACUGCUCUCUCUGUAUCAGGAAAUUCCUGUCCUAUAAAACCCAGUGUCCAACUUGUUGUGUGACAGUCACAGAGCCGGACCUGAAAAACAACCGUGUAUUAGAUGAACUGGUAAAAAGCUUGAAUUUUGCACGGAAUCAUCUGUGGCAGUUUGCGUUAGAGUCACCACCCGUAUCGCCUUCUUCCUCUUCGAAGAACCUCACUGUCAAGGUGCAUACCCCGGCGGCCUUCAGACAGCCCUUAAGCCAGGGGAGCAGACUGAUGGACAGUUUCCUGAUUAGAGAAGCCGGUGGCUCCACCUCAGAGCUGUCGAUAAAAGAAAAGGAAAGCAAAUCGAGCUCUCAAAAAGAGGCCAGCACUUCUGUAGAGACGGCAGAGCCGUGUUCUGUACCAAGGAUGGCUCCAGGCCCCUCCGGUGCUCACGAUCCCGAGACACCGUCUACGUCCACACUGAAGAAGGUUACUAGAGUGGAUUGUCCUGUGUGUGGGGUUAACAUUCCCGAAAAUCACAUUAAUCAGCACUUAGACAGCUGUCUGACACGUGACGAGAAGAAGGAGAGCCUCAGAAGUUCUGUUCACAAAAGGAAGCCGCUGCCCAAAACCGUAUAUAACUUGCUCUCCGAUCGCGAUCUAAAGAAAAAGCUUAAAGAGCACGGAUUGUCUAUUCAAGGAAAUAAACACCAACUCAUUAAAAGGCACCAAGAGUUCGUACACAUGUACAACGCCCAGUGUGACGCUUUGCACCCCAAAUCAGCUGCUGAAAUAGUUGAAGAAAUUGAAAAUAUGGAGAAGACUAGGAUGCGUCUCGAAGCCAGUAAACUCAAUGAAAGCGUAAUGGUUUUUACAAAGGACCAAACAGAAGAGGAAAUAGAUGAAAUUCACAGUAAAUAUCGUAAAAAACAUCAGAACGAAUUUCAGCUUCUGGUGGAUCAGGCCAAAAGAGGAUACAAGAAAACAGCUGGAACGUUAAAGCAAGAAGUAACCCAAACCGGUGAAGCUACAGAAAAUCUGUCAUCUGUAUGCAUGGGACAUGAAGACAACAAAAUGAAGUUUUCAAAUACAAACUUAGUAACAAACCACUCCCUUCAGUCAAAGCUGGACUCCCCAGAGCAGCUGGAGCCCGACCAGAGAGACGAUUCUUCUAGUUCUACCGACAUUCAAGAAGCUCUUUCUUCCUCAGAAUCAGAUUCCAUGAACAGUUCCAGCUCAGACAUCAUACGAGACCUUCUAGAAGAAGAGGAAGCCUGGGAAGCAGCUCAUAAAAACCAGCCCGAAGGCGCGGACGUCAGUCCAAGGCAGAAUCGCCGCUCCAGAGACUCUGAAAGUGCCGAGCCCGAGCCGAGAAACAAGCGCAACCGGAAUUAGCGUGGGCGCCUGACCUCUCCUGGCAGCGCUCACGGCAGUUCGCUACUUUUUUUCUGUCUUUCCAGGAGCAAUGUUACGUCUUGGCUUGAUCACUUGCCUCCUGCCAGCUUCUCUCCCUAAAAUGCAUUCAUCCACGUGUCCCCCAGCUCUGCAGAGGCAGCAAGCACUUUGCCAGGAGGUUUGGUUUGGUUUCUAGGUUUUGGAAUGUCCUGCAGCCAUUAUCCUUCUCUUCCCUGGGAAAUCGCCUUCAGAAAAGCAUCCGUUUUUUUAACCUCUUUACCAUAAAACACUGUUGAGGACUCACCUGUCACAGCGGGGCAUGAAGGAGGGAGCUGGAG
Tupaia belangeri chinensis (Chinese tree shrew) is the source of this 1901-nucleotide messenger RNA. RefSeq names its product RAD18 E3 ubiquitin protein ligase (gene RAD18). Gene Ontology annotation, molecular function: ubiquitin protein ligase activity; single-stranded DNA binding. The record is from RefSeq and is a predicted model, not a curated record. Gene Ontology annotation, biological process: DNA damage tolerance; protein monoubiquitination. The coding region runs from base 67 to 1563 and encodes 498 amino acids. The transcript has 14 exons. NCBI's taxonomy places the organism in Eukaryota, Metazoa, Chordata, Mammalia, Scandentia, Tupaiidae. Gene Ontology annotation, cellular component: Rad6-Rad18 complex; nucleus.